CAGCCAUGGCUAUGAGUUGUGUUACCUCUUUAAUUCCCUCCUCAGUUGCCAUCGUUAUUGUAGCUCUUUUCUCCCUUCUCUCCUCUGCGCAUUGCUUCGACGCAAAUCAGCCUGCGAACAUCUUCAGGGGUUUGGUGACUGCGGAUAAAUCAAGGCUGGGCUCUAUGCCGCCGACCUGCCACAAUAAAUGCAACCAGUGCCAUCCCUGUACCGCCGUGCAGGUGCCGUCGAUGCCGAACUCCGCGGCCGGCCGGGGAAAGAAGAAGCUCGAUUUCUUCGAUUCGAACAGGGGAAGCAGAUACGCCAAUUACAAGCCGCUUGGGUGGAAAUGCGCAUGCGGUAGCCAUUUCUACAAUCCGUGA
Molecule: messenger RNA, 362 nt
Organism: Andrographis paniculata
Lineage: Eukaryota; Viridiplantae; Streptophyta; Magnoliopsida; Lamiales; Acanthaceae
Product: EPIDERMAL PATTERNING FACTOR-like protein 1
Exons: 2
Coding region: 6-362 (118 amino acids)
Biological process (GO): stomatal complex development; guard cell differentiation
Source: RefSeq, a predicted model, not a curated record